AUGGAAGUCACCAAGGAGCAACGAGAAGACCUCCAGAGACAGAUGAAAAAAGCUCAAGAGGAGGAGGAGGAAAGAAAGAAGAGGGAGGCAGAAAGGGAAGCCCAGCAAGAAGAAUUGAAUAAAGAACGAGACGAGAAAAUAAGGAUCGCAAGGGAGGAAUUGGAGAAGGAAUCGGAAGCCCGUAAGAAGGCCGAGGAAGAGAAAGAGAAAGCAGAGAAUGAUCUCAAGCAGGGAAUUCGGCCAUAA
Messenger RNA from Morchella importuna, 246 nucleotides. RefSeq lists its product as uncharacterized. The transcript has a single exon. The record is from RefSeq and is a predicted model, not a curated record. Lineage: Eukaryota; Fungi; Ascomycota; Pezizomycetes; Pezizales; Morchellaceae. The coding region runs from base 1 to 246 and encodes 81 amino acids.